Molecule: messenger RNA, 540 nt
Organism: Prorocentrum cordatum
Lineage: Eukaryota; Dinophyceae; Prorocentrales; Prorocentraceae
Source: the annotation of a GenBank genome assembly
AUGGCGAUCAGUGGCAGCGGGCUUUGUCGCUGCUCACUGAGAUGUGGGAAGCAAAUGUGGAGCCCGACUCUCUUACAACGCUGGGAUCAGCGCGUGCGAGAAAGGCCGGCAGUGGCAGCGGGCUUUGGCGCUGCUCAGCGAGAUGCGGGAGGCGAAGCUGAAGCCCGUCGCCAUCUCAGCUACAACGCUGCGAUCAGCGCGUGCGAGAAGACCGAGCAGUGGCAGCGGGCUUUGGCGCUGCUCAGCGAGAUGUGGGAGGCGAAGCUGGAGCCCGACGUCAUCAGCUUCAACGCUGGGAUCAGCGCGUGCGAGAAGGCGCGUGCGGGAAGGGCGAGCAGUGGCAGCGGGCUUUGGCGCUGUUCAGCGAGAUGUGGCAGGCGAAGCUGGAGCCCGACGUCAUCAUCUUUACACUACCACUCUGGAAUUUGCGCGUGCGAUAACAGUGGGCGUGCCGUGCAGUUGCUGUUCUUGCUCAACGAGUUGGUGGGGCACGACGUAGAGCUCAGAGACACCAUCUCAUCUACAUUCUACAAUUUGUGA